AAGAAGGAAGAAAAAGAAACCCAAAAGUAGAAAUCCAACACAAACCCAAACAAACACAAACCCUAUCCGAUUCUCUCCAUCCACAAGGCAACCUCUUAGCUUAGAGUGCUGGAUAUUACAUUAUGAAGGAGGAAGGAGAGUGUUUUGAAGAGCAGAUUCUAAUGCAACAAUUCCAAAUGAUGCAACAAAACGGCGACCUUUUUGGAGGAGGCCUGAUCUUUAAUCCUGAAGUUUCUCCCUUGAUGUUUCCCGGCCAUCAAGUCCACGCCUUCAACCCCUUUUCUAAUCCGACGAUCCUAGACCACCACGACUCCUUUAUCUUGCCGCCGCCACCACCAACUUCCUACGGCAGCUUCUUCAACAGAAGAAAUGCUUCAUCUUUGCACUUCCCUCAUUAUGAUAAUGUGGGUUGUGCCCCAUUUGAGCUGUCCAAGAUGACCGCUCAAGAAAUAAUGGACGCUAAAGCACUUGCUGCCUCUAAAAGCCAUAGUGAAGCUGAGAGAAGAAGAAGAGAGAGAAUCAAUAAUCAUCUUGCUAAGUUACGAAGCUUGCUCCCAAACACCACUAAAACGGACAAGGCAUCAUUGCUAGCGGAAGUAAUCCAACACGUGAAGGAGCUGAAACGACAGACGACGUUGAUAGCGGAUGUAAGUCUACUGCCAACCGAGCUCGAUGAGCUGUCGGUGGACGUCGAUGCAUCGGACGAGGAUGGGAAGUUUGUGAUCAAAGCCUCGUUUUGUUGCGAGGAUAGGUCUGAUCUUUUGCCACAAAUAAUCAAAACCCUAAAAUCCCUCCACCUGAGAACUUUAAAAGCCGAGAUCACGACGCUUGGCGGCCGCGUAAGGAACGUAUUGUUCAUCACGGGCGACGACGACUCCUCCAACGACGAACAAGAUCAGCCUCAGCAACAACACCAAUACAGCAUCAGUUCCAUUCAAGAAGCCCUAAAGAGCGUGAUGGAGAAGGUUUGUAGUGAAGACCACACGUCUUCAGGCAGCAUUAAAAGACAAAGGACCAACAAUCACAACAACAUCAAUAUCAUCCAACACAGGUCUUUUUAGCUACGUUAUUUAUCAUUGUUUAUAUAUUAUGUUAAUUAAUUAAAAACAAUAUUAUCAUCUUUGUUUUGGUGUGGCUUUCGUAUGUACAAUUAUUAUGUGUACUAGAGAGCAGUGAUGAAAGGGAAGCUUUUUCGUGGGAGAGAUAAACCUAAUAUGAGACCAAACAUAGAAAUUUUUGUUUCAAGUUUUGAAGUGAUAUUUGUAUUAUUGGUUACAGAAGGAUCUUAACUCCAAUUUGCAAACUGGUGUUUGGGUUUGUUUUGUAGCCAAGUAGAUAUGGCUGGCACAGAGCUGAUGCUAUAUAUAUAUAUAUUUUAGUUUCCCUUA
Benincasa hispida (wax gourd) is the source of this 1388-nucleotide messenger RNA. RefSeq names its product transcription factor bHLH30-like. Gene Ontology annotation, molecular function: protein dimerization activity; DNA-binding transcription factor activity. NCBI's taxonomy places the organism in Eukaryota, Viridiplantae, Streptophyta, Magnoliopsida, Cucurbitales, Cucurbitaceae. The record is from RefSeq and is a predicted model, not a curated record. Gene Ontology annotation, biological process: regulation of DNA-templated transcription.